Molecule: messenger RNA, 2313 nt
Organism: Telopea speciosissima
Lineage: Eukaryota; Viridiplantae; Streptophyta; Magnoliopsida; Proteales; Proteaceae
Product: CDPK-related kinase 3-like
Exons: 11
Coding region: 469-2262 (597 amino acids)
Biological process (GO): protein autophosphorylation; intracellular signal transduction; peptidyl-serine phosphorylation
Cellular component (GO): cytoplasm; nucleus
Molecular function (GO): calcium-dependent protein serine/threonine kinase activity; ATP binding; calcium/calmodulin-dependent protein kinase activity
Source: RefSeq, a predicted model, not a curated record
GAAAGAGACACAGAAAAAAGGGGGGGGGGCUGAGGAGCAAUAUCUGCUUAGAAACGAAACUCUCGUGCUCUGCAUAGGGAAUAGGGAUUAUCAAAUCUCAAUCCCCGAACAGAUUCAUGGUUUUAUACCCCCCAAAGAUCUUUUGUCUCUCUGUUGCUUUCGACUUCUCUUCAGUUUGUAUGCUUCUGUUGUCUCAUUCUUUCUCGCUCUUCGCUGACACUCACCUCCUCAGUUCUCACCUUCUCUUCUGGUUUCAACAGUAGUCUCGCUGCCGCUGUGUGUGUACCUCUCUCUUCUUUUGUCCGGCUCAAUUCAUUUAUUCGCUCCCUAUUUUUAACGUUUUCUUGCGGUAGAUCUCUUUCUCUUUGUCUCUGCCGAAAUCCAGAAUCCUCAGAUCCGUACAGAGAGCGAUUGAUUCCCAUGUUAGGAUUUUGACCGAUCUUUCGAUCUCGAAAGUCGUAGCAAGCGAUGGGGCAGUGCUACGGCAAGAACAUUUCCGUCGUUGAAGACGACACCAUCGUCCGCGACGGCGAUCGUCCUCAGACGCCGUCCACUUCAACUGCCGGUAAUGGCUUUUUCGGUUUGCGCUCAGUGAGGAACACUCCAGCUCGCUCCUCCUCCAACAGCCCUUGGCGCAGCCCUUGGCGCAGCCCUCACCCUCACGGUUCUGGUACUAGUCCUCUCCCACCCGGUGUCUCUGCGUCGCCGGCGAGGUCCACUCCCCGCCGAUUCUUCCGCCGCCCUUUCCCUCCUCCGUCGCCGGCGAAGCACAUCAAGGCCUCCCUAGCCAAACGUCUUGGACCCCCAAAGCUCAAAGAAGGUCCGAUCCCUGAGGAUGGCGCGGAGGUUGAGCGCCCGCUUGAUAAGAACUUUGGAUAUUCUAAGAAUUUCACUGCCAAAUAUGAAUUGGGAAAGGAGGUUGGCCGCGGACAUUUCGGUCAUACUUGCUCCGCCAAAGGCAAGAAAGGAGAGCUUAAAGGCCAACUUGUUGCCGUCAAGAUCAUAUCCAAAGCUAAGAUGACAACCGCAAUAUCAAUUGAAGAUGUUCGUAGAGAAGUCAAAAUUUUAAAAGCUUUAUCUGGGCACCCGAAUUUGGUAAAAUUUUACGAUGCGUGCGAGGAUGCCAAUAAUGUCUACAUUGUCAUGGAAUUGUGUGAAGGUGGAGAACUGCUGGACAGAAUUCUAUCCAGAGGUGGAAGAUACACAGAGGAAGACGCAAAAGUUAUUGUUGUCCAAAUUUUAAGUGUAGUUGCCUACUGUCAUCUUCAAGGUGUUGUACACCGUGAUUUGAAACCAGAGAAUUUUCUUUUUACAACUAGAGAUGAAGAUGCUCCAAUGAAGCUUAUUGAUUUUGGUCUUUCCGACUUUAUCAGACCAGAUGAAAGACUCAAUGAUAUUGUUGGCAGUGCAUAUUAUGUUGCACCUGAAGUCCUCCACAGAUCAUACUGUAUGGAAGCAGAUAUUUGGAGUAUUGGUGUCAUAACAUUUAUCUUGUUAUGUGGAAGUAGACCUUUCUGGGCACGUACAGAGUCGGGGAUUUUCCGUGCUGUUUUAAGAGCUGAUCCGAACUUUGAUGAUUCACCUUGGCCUUCGGUAUCGCCAGAAGCCAAAGAUUUUGUUAAAAGGCUUUUGAACAAGGACCACAGGAAAAGAAUGACAGCAGCACAAGCUCUGACUCACCCGUGGCUGCGAGGUAAAACCUGUUCUGUGCCUCUAGAUACAUUGAUCUAUAAGUUAGUCAAGUCAUACCUUCGAGCCACUCCUUUCAAACGGGCAGCAUUAAAGGCUCUGUCAAAAGCGCUAACUGAGGAUGAACUCGUGUACCUUAAGGCUCAGUAUAGGCUGUUGGAACCACAUAAAGAUGGGCGUGUUUCUCUUGAGAACUUCAAAAUGGCUCUCAUGCGAAAUGCAACUGAUGCCAUGAAGGAGUCAAGAGUUCCUGACAUUUUAAACACUAUGGAACAACUUUCUUAUGGAAAAAUGGACUUUGAAGAGUUCUGCGCUGCAGCAAUCAGCACAUACCAACUGGAGGCUCUUGAAAAGUGGGAGCAGAUUGCGAGCGAGGCUUUUGAAUAUUUUGAACAGGAAGGGAAUAGAGUUGUAUCAGUGGAGGAAUUAGCACGGGAAAUGAAUCUUGGCCCCACUGCUCACUCAAUCCUUAACGACUGGAUCAGAAGCUCAGAUGGCAAGCUCAGCUUUCUUGGGUACACCAAAUUUUUGCAUGGUGUGACAAUACGAAGCUCAAAUACAAGACAUCAGUAAUUUGUGUAGCUCUGGUUGCAUAUAAUUGUUUCAAAGGUAAUGGCAUGGAAA